Molecule: messenger RNA, 777 nt
Organism: Ustilago hordei
Lineage: Eukaryota; Fungi; Basidiomycota; Ustilaginomycetes; Ustilaginales; Ustilaginaceae
Exons: 1
Coding region: 1-777 (258 amino acids)
Source: RefSeq, a predicted model, not a curated record
AUGUCUUCUCCACUCCCAUCAGGCGCACCACCAUCAUACACAUCCACCCUCCCCUCCAUAACCCCCAUCGACCCAACCUACCGGACCCAUUCAACCAUUUCCCUCGUCCUCCACGCCCUCCUUUCCGCAAUCAUCCUCAACUCUCCCCUCCCCUCUUCACCCCUAUUCUACCGCGUAAUCGCAACAUGGGCUUGUACACUCGUCACAUUCAACCUUCUCACAUCUCGCUACAUCACUCUCGAACGGGCUUGUGCCUUGCGCCUGGUUCUAAACAAACCCGAAUUCGAUGCAACUCUCGCUAAUCGAACUGUGCUCAGCCAGGGAGGCAUGUCUACUAUCUAUAGAAUCCUCGUUGCGACCUCGCUGCUUUCGAACCUUCCACAGGUGUAUUUAGGAUUGACGAAGGGUGGUGGGGCGGAGUGGGUGAGGAAGGUCGAAGGUGUGGGAUGGUGGUUUGCAGUGGUCAAUGUUGUGGUUUGCGGUGUUUGCUGGUGGAUGGUGUUGACUCAGGAGAGGAUGAAGGUGGAGUUUGAUCAGAAAGAGAGGUUGAGGGACGAAGACAUUCCGUUAAAAAGGUGGGAAAGGGGGGAGGAAGGAGAGUGGAAGAGGGUCGCUGGUACUAGUAGAAGGCACGAUAUCUGGGUCAGGCUUUUGUCGAAGAAUGCUGCGGUGGAUACUUUUGAGAUGGUCACUCGUUUAGCUACUAAUCACCCGCUCUAUAGCCCCGAGAAGGAGAAGGAAGCGAGGGGCCAGGUCUUACGCAUUAAUCUGCCCUAG